Molecule: messenger RNA, 1994 nt
Organism: Menidia menidia (Atlantic silverside)
Lineage: Eukaryota; Metazoa; Chordata; Actinopteri; Atheriniformes; Atherinopsidae
Source: the annotation of a GenBank genome assembly
GUGGCUUCCUGUUGUUUCAGAGAGCCUUCCUGCAAAAAGGUCUAGAUAUGUAAUCCUUACACACCAGGGAAGACGAACAGAGAAUAAGUAGACAAAAUGACAGUCACUAGAUUCUCUCUGGUGCCGUAUGGGUGUUUCGUUAUUCUUAUCUGGGGAUGCACAACAGUGGUCUGUCUGGUCAAUGAAGGGGCAACUGUGCAGCCGGUUACAGUACAUGGUUACCAUUCAACGGCUCACGUAAAAACUUAUGCAACUGGAAGCACAGACAUGCCAAUUGCUUGUGGAAUGACUUCUGACAAAUGUAUGGCCUUAUGCUCCUACUGUUUACAAUCUUUUUCUGGAAGUCAAAUGGCUUGCCUGUCCGUACUUUUACAUCCUAUAUGUCAGACCCGUUUUGAGAAUGAAAUGGCAUUACUAAACAACACUGACUGGUGCAUCUGGGCCAAGGUGAGCAGUUUGUAUAGCAACUUAAGCCUUUGCACAGAGGAUCUAUCUGACUGUCUCCAGAUUCCAUGGCCCAACCCACUGGUGGAAGAAAUCUUUGUGGAUAUUCACUCCAAUUUUUUCAAGGAUUGCCCCACAGAAGAGUUCAGUGACCCGCCACCACCCAUUGUUUUUGCCCUGGUGUUCAUUCCCAUCUGUCUGAUACCGGUCAUGGUUAGCCUGGUGGUGCUCAAGACCAAAAACGGGGAUGGCAGCUCCUAACCAUUCAGGAUUCUUUCUCUGCUCACAGUUACUGUGAAGGUCCUUUGAUGUCCUUUCAGUCCCAACCUGAGAACUGCUUGUUUGUGCACAGAGCGCAGCUGCAUCUUCAUCUCGCCGGUGACUUUGCAGAGGACUGAAUCUCUGGAGAAUCUCUGAUAACUUUCAGAAUUUAUCCACCUCCUCUGAGAGACAAUAACAGCUUGUUUUUUGUGCCACCACAAGAAUAAUUGUCUAUAAAAAGACUUACUCAUAUCCAUCAAGACUCGAUAUGGCUAAAUCUAUGCCCCGUACACAAUACUGUAUCUUAUUUACUGUAUGGUUGUGACAUUUAUUUUCACUCACCUGAUUUGAACCACUUUGCACUCAUUUUUUUAGAAAAGAGAGCUUCAUUUGAAAUAGAGGGCGUGCUAUCAGGGUUAUUUAUGAUGACAAAAGCUACGGCUUGCAAAUGUACUAAAAGGGAAAUACCAAAUGACAAAGUAUUCUUUCUUUAGAACUGCUUAACUUUUCCAAUGCAAAUGUUAGGUGUUUUAUUUAAAUGACAAAUUAGAAAAGGUUUCGGAGGAUGUGUGGAAAUUCACGCAUAUUUUGUCUGAAUUGGAUAAAGAUGUGCAUGUGUCAUGUCUACAUGUGCGUGGGGAGAAAAGGAAAAUAAGUGGUCUAAAGCAGAUUCUAAUGAAUCUGUUUAUGUGAGUCAGCAUAUAGGAAAUGUAAGGUUAGAGGUUGCAGAUGGGACACAAUGAAUGGGUGUGACCGGCGGGGCAGACCUCCUGUUAGUGUUUUUCAGAUAUCCUGAUGUCUGUCACCUCUCCCUUCUGUUUGAAAAGAGUUGAAUUAAGUGAUUUCAAUUUUAUUUACAUUCGGCCAGAAACAGAACUGUCCUUUUUUUUUAUAGUGAUAAACACUGAGUAACGACAAAAAGAUUUAAAAAACUAUCUUUGACUUGCAUAAUGUGUAUGGUUAUACAUUGUUUAAUUUCAAAUGACGAUAAAGCAGGUAUGAGUGCUUUUAGAGAAACAAAAUGUGUAUUUAUAUUGGUUGUUAUAAUGCUGUUAUUGUAAGAAUAUAGUCUACAUAUUGUUUGAGACAGUAUGCCCUCCUAAAAAUCAUUGAAAUAUACACAUUAAACAUUGAAUAUACACAUCUAUCUAUCUAUCUAUCUAUCUAUCUAUCUAUCUAUCUAUCUAUCUAUCUAUCUGUAUUAUAUAUAUAUUUAUACAUGGUAAAAGGUUGCCUCACGCUGGUGACGGUACUGGUUUACAAGCUUUAUUUUAUUAAACACUCUUUCC